Molecule: messenger RNA, 2955 nt
Organism: Fusarium coffeatum
Lineage: Eukaryota; Fungi; Ascomycota; Sordariomycetes; Hypocreales; Nectriaceae
Exons: 3
Coding region: 1-2955 (984 amino acids)
Biological process (GO): ER to Golgi ceramide transport; endocytosis; piecemeal microautophagy of the nucleus
Cellular component (GO): intracellular membrane-bounded organelle; cytosol; perinuclear endoplasmic reticulum
Molecular function (GO): sterol binding
Source: RefSeq, a predicted model, not a curated record
AUGGCGGGUAUUGAACAGCUUGAGUCGUACAUCGUUCGCUGGGUGAAAGUCGACGAAGAGAACACGCUAUCGUGGAGUGUGCAGCCUCAUAAAAAGUCCAUCAAUUUCGGCCUUGUGAAACAUCCCGGCAGCGGUGCCACUACUCUUGCCUCUUCAACAACUGAGGAUCUGAACAAUGGAUCCGAAGAACCCGGCGGCACCUCGGAUGGCAAAGCAAGCCGUUUUUCAAAGAGAGAUACAAAUGCACAAGAACUUUUGAAGAGCAAAGGUUUCAUCCCGAUAAAAUGGAUAGGCAAAUGCGAAGCGGACAAGGUUUCAAUCGGUACAUAUGAUGUCAAGCAAGAUCAGAGUGGGAUGUAUGGCCUUGUGUUCGACAACACCUUCUCGAAGCAAACCUCCAAGACCGCGACCUUUGUGGUUAUGACAUAUCCCACCGGAGCACCACCUCAGACUUCAUCACACUUACCCAAUCUCCAGGCACCGAAGGCCGGAGUGAGCCAAACAAGCCUUGGACGCCAUAGCAGCCCUAAAGGUGAUGGGGUUACAUCUGCUUCCUUAGACAGCCUUCACAGUCAUGACGCAGCAGGAAACGCUGCGCCUUCAGUAUCUGGUCGGAGUGAGGGUAGUUCGAGCAAUUACCACACAGGUGUUUUGCACAAGAGACGACGCAAGAAGGGACAAGGGUAUGCGCGUCGAUUCUUUUCUCUCGAUUAUUCUACCUGCACUUUGUCGUACUAUUACAACCCCAAGUCAUCUGCUCUUCGGGGCGCUAUCCCUCUGAGCUUAGCUGCUGUUGCUGCAGACGAACGAAGACGGGAAAUCAGCAUCGACUCAGGCGCCGAGGUGUGGCAUCUGAGAGCUCCAAACGACAAAGAAUUUCAGGAUUGGGCGCAUGCGCUAGAAAAGGCCAGUCGCAUUGCGAGAGGAUUGGAAAGUCUGGAUCUCCCCAAGAAGAACGAACUUAAACUCAACACACGUCAAUUGCAGCCCAUUCACCAAUCUUCCCCACAAGAAGACAGAGAAUGGGAGCAGGUGGAAUCUCUGGUCAGUCGCGUAGUAGGAACUCGCGACGCGCUUCGACGUUUGACCCGCGAGGUCACGAUUCAGUCAAAGCCACCGCCGGCAACCACCCCUCAGUAUCUUUCACCUGGUGGCAAUACCAGUGCUGUCGACGAUAACGAUACCUACUUUACACCCCCUCCAGACCAGAGACGCUCGUUCUGGAGACGAAAGUCGAACACUCCUGCGAUAUCUCCUGCGACAUUGGGGGCGCCAACAGCCAUGGCAGUGCCCGCACCAGGCGGUGUCACGACGACUAUCUCAGCUACCACGCCAAACCAUUCGCGCAAACAAUCGAAGAGCACUUUGCGAGAGGAGAACACGCUCCAAGAUCAUUGCCACUCAUUGUUGACAGAUUUGGACUCAGUUGUUUCUGAGUUCACAACUCUUAUCAACAACAGUAAGCGUCGUCGGUUACCGGUGCCUUUGUCCGCGGGCGGCGUGUCAAGAAAGAGUAUAGACACGGUAUCAACUGCCGAUGAGUUCUUUGACGCGGAGGAUGCCAACUCAGCUGUUCUCAAGAUCGAUGACAGUGAAGACGAGGCUUCACGCUCAGAACAGGGAGAAGAUGAAGAGGCAGAGGAAGAUUCUUUCCGAGACAACUCUUCCGUGUCAUCCAUAGGAGAGCCUGACGCUGCCAAUCCUGACGAUGCGUCUCAUUUGUUCCCAGUAAAACCCAAGACCCUCUCACCCCUACCCAUCGAGCAAGCUGUGGCGAGAAGAGCGACCAUACCGCCUGCAGCGGCAGCGGCGCCAAGUCUGAUCGCGUUCUUCCGGAAAAACGUUGGCAAAGAUUUUAGCACAAUCAGUAUGCCUGUCACUUCGAACGAACCCUCGUCAAUGUGUCAGAAGGUGGCCGAACAGCUGGAGUAUGCGCAGCUGCUAAACCAAGCGGCAAAGCAAUCUUCGCCCACUGACAGACUUCUCUUCGUGGCUGCCUUCGCGGUGUCACAGUUUAGUAGUGGACGAGCCAGGGAGCGCGCCAUUCGCAAACCGUUUACUCCUCUACUUGGCGAGACUUUUGAGCUUGUACGAAGCGAGAAAGAGGUACCGGGAGGCUUCAGGCUCUUGGUCGAGAAGGUCCAGCACCGGCCUCUUCUUUUGGCAAUGCAGGCCGACUCGGCCAACUGGUCGUUCUCUCAAUCACCUGCGCCUGGUCAGAAGUUCUGGGGCAAAAGUGCCGAGAUCACUACGGAUGGCCGUGUGAGAAUUGUGCUACGACUGUCCAAUGGCUCCGAGGAGCGAUACUCGUGGAACAUUGCUACCAUGUUCCUGCGUAAUGUAGUAAUGGGCGAAAAGUAUGUGGAACCUGUGGGCACAAUGCAUGUUGUCAACGAUAGCACUGGCCACAAGGCUGCGGUUGAGUUUAAGAGUAAGGGUAUGUGGGGUGGACGCACUGAAGAUGUCGGUGUCGAGAUCUUCAACCCUGAAGGAGCCAAUACAGGAAGUGGCUUGGUAGGCACAUGGACAAACAGCUUGAAGACAACCGGAGUAGGGGGCGGCCAGGAGAUUUGGCGAGUUGGAUCCCUGGUGGACAACGCUGCCAACACUUUCGGCUUUACCACUUUUGCUGCGACCUUGAAUGAGGUUACCGAGAUCGAGAAGGGCAAGCUGCCACCUACAGACUGCCGCCUGCGACCUGACCAGCGCGCAUACGAGCAAGGUGCAAUCGACGACGCCGAGGACUUGAAACAAAAGCUUGAGGAAGCGCAGCGUGUCCGACGUCGAGAACUGGAAGAACGUGGUGAAACAUACAGGCCACGAUGGUUCGUCAAGGCCGAGAACGCCCCAGAGGGCGAGGAGGUGUGGAAACUGAAGACAGGAAAAGACAGUUACUGGGAGGAACGUGCAAAGGGAAGCUGGCAAGGGGUUGAGGAGGUCUUUAAGAUUUCUUAA